Molecule: messenger RNA, 477 nt
Organism: Symbiodinium pilosum
Lineage: Eukaryota; Dinophyceae; Suessiales; Symbiodiniaceae
Source: the annotation of a GenBank genome assembly
AUGGACGGCGCGCUAAGUGAAUGGAAUGUGCUGUCCGCAACGCUGAGGCAAUCCUCUCGGAAGACGUGCUGGUCUCUUCUGGCUCUGGGUGCCUCUUGUACCGUUUCUGUGGCGCUCUUCGCUUCCCAGGCAGUGCAAAUGCCCCACAUCCUUGGGGGCAGCACUAUCGACACGUUCUUGUGGCUUGGUUGGCUCUACCCGCCAAUCUUACUGUUCCUUUAUGCAAUGUACCGGGCCGCAUCCGUGUCGGAGAAAGCGAUGAGAGUGGCGCCUUUGGUGAACUCCUGGGUGUUUGAGACCGAGGAGGAUGGGGAAGCCGUGGCAAUGGACCCAGGGAGGCAGUACGUGGUUCAGUUCAUCAACCAAAGCGAGGCAGGCUUCUACGCUCUUGGCGUGCGAGUCUCCGCGUUUAUGGUACAAAAGCUUGCAUAUUAUUGCUUGGCUCUGACUGUUGGGUUCGUCGCCAAUCUGACGUAG